AUGUACACAGCUUCAUUCGCCUUCUUUGAGGCGCUCUGGUCCGCCGGAGUGACACACUGCUUCGUCAAUCUCGGAUCGGACCAUCCUUCUAUCAUCGAGGCAAUCGUCAAAGGUCAGAAUGAAAAGCAAGGCCAAUUCCCGAAGAUCAUUACCUGCCCGAAUGAAAUGGUCGCUACCUCAAUGGCAGAUGGCUAUGCCCGUUUGACCGGCAAGCCUCAAUGUGUCAUUGUACAUGUUGAUGUUGGAACCCAGGCUCUCGGACAAGCGAUACACAAUGCUUCAUGUGGACGAGCUCCAGUGUUGAUUUUUGCGGGGUUAAGUCCGUAUACGAUCGAGGGAGAGUAUCGAGGCAGUCGGACGGAAUAUAUUCACUGGAUUCAAGAUGUUCCUGAUCAGAAGGCUAUCGUCUCGCAGUAUUGUCGUUACUCGGGAGAAGUCAAACGGGGAAAGAACGUGAAGCAGUUGGUCAAUCGGGCACUCUCGUUUGCGAUGAGUGAGCCACGAGGUCCCGUAUAUCUGUGCGGUGCUCGUGAAGCUAUGGAGGAAGAAAUUGAGCCAUACGAGAUUGAGCAAGCCUUUUGGAACCCGGUCGAACUAGGAGGACUGAGGGUCGAGCAGGCAAAGCUGAUCGCUGAAGCUCUUGUGAAUGCAGAGCAACCGCUUGUCAUUACUGGAUACAGUGGCAGGAACCACGCCUCAGUCACCGCUCUCGUUGACUUGGCAAAUACGGUCAAAGGUCUUCGUGUCCUUGACACAGGAGGCAGCGAUCUGAACUUCCCAGCAGACCAUCCCGGUUGGCUUGGUCUACGCUAUGGAGUCGAGGAUAGUAUCAAGACCGCCGAUGUCAUCCUCGUGAUUGACUGCGAUGUGCCUUGGAUCAACACACUUUGUCAUCCCAAGAAGGAAGCGAAGAUUUAUCACAUCGAUGUCGAUCCGCUCAAACAGCAGAUGCCAGUCUACUAUAUUAACGCUCUUGCAAGAUACAAGGCAGACUCCGAAACGGCUCUUACGCAGAUAACAAACCACAUCAAGGCCAACAUGCAAGACACCAUCUCCUCUCAGACUUUCGAAGACCGCUGGACAGCUCUACAGAAAUCUUACCAAGAGCGUCUUCAGACCAUCUCAGGACAGGCUCAAGUGGCUGACGACGGGAGCUUCGGAACCUCAUGGCUGAUAGCGCAAGUACGGAAGACUUUGCCGAAAGAUACCAUCUGGGCUGUUGAAGCGGUGACGAAUGCUGCCUUCGUGAACGACCAGAUUCAACCCACCAUUCCGGGCUCGUGGAUCAACUGUGGCGGAGGUGGCCUUGGAUGGAGCGGUGGUGCAGCUCUGGGGUUGAAACUCGCAGCAGACGACAUUGCAGGAGGGAAGGGCAAAGGAAGAUUCGUAUGUCAGAUUGUUGGCGAUGGCACCUAUCUGUUCUCGGUUCCUGGAUCCGUUUAUUGGAUAGCUGAGAGGUAUGGAAUACCGGUUUUGACCAUCGUGUUGAACAACCAGGGCUGGAACGCACCGAGGAAAAGUCUGCUUCUUGUCCAUCCCGAUGGCGAGGGAUCAAAAGUUGACAACAAGGAGUUGAACAUCUCUUUUGCGCCCACUCCUGAUUACUCUGGGAUUGCUAGGGCUGCGUCAGGUGGCAAGUGCUGGGCUGGAGUUGCAUCCACUGCCCAAGAACUGGACGUGAAGCUGAAGGAGGCAAUGGAAGCUGUGCAGGCCGGCAGAAGUGCUGUACUGGAUGCACAUUUGGAGGGUCCGCAAGGAAAGUUUGGAGGUGGGAAUGCGGUCACUGUUGGAUGA
Molecule: messenger RNA, 1794 nt
Organism: Ramularia collo-cygni
Lineage: Eukaryota; Fungi; Ascomycota; Dothideomycetes; Mycosphaerellales; Mycosphaerellaceae
Product: related to BENZOYLFORMATE DECARBOXYLASE
Exons: 2
Coding region: 1-1794 (597 amino acids)
Biological process (GO): L-valine biosynthetic process
Cellular component (GO): mitochondrion; acetolactate synthase complex
Molecular function (GO): thiamine pyrophosphate binding; flavin adenine dinucleotide binding; magnesium ion binding
Source: RefSeq, a predicted model, not a curated record